Molecule: messenger RNA, 1042 nt
Organism: Cuscuta epithymum
Lineage: Eukaryota; Viridiplantae; Streptophyta; Magnoliopsida; Solanales; Convolvulaceae
Source: the annotation of a GenBank genome assembly
CAACAAAUUAUAGCCCAAUUAAAGAGAUCUUCAGGCAACAAAAAAAUUUAGUCAUCUCAUCCAUCCCGCAUAGAAGCCCUAUUUCUUCCGCCGAUCGCAGUUCCUUUUCUUUCUUGGCAUCUUCUCUUCUAAUUUCUACACUCGUUCCGAGAACAGGGGAUAGAUAUGCCCAAAAAAGCAAACAGGGGAUAGAUGAUGAGGGGCUUCUAUAAUGCGUACAGCCUGACAAGAGUGGAUGGCAUAAUUGUCCUGAACAACCGAUUUAUCGAUUUGUUACCGAUCUAGCCAGCAGUUUCGAUCUGUUGCUUCAAACUAAUCGAAAGCUGCGCAAAACUGCUCACCGUCUUAUCCUUUGGCAUGGAAAGAAGAGAGUUUGAGGUAAGGCUAUGGCAGGGUUUACUUCUCGUCAUCUGUGUCCUCGAAUUCAUGAUGAUCAUGGAUAUAUUUGGAUGGACAUUGGACGUGCUAUUAUUCUUUGGAGCCAAUAUAGAAAUCUGGAAGUGUACACUGACCCUCGGAUUUUUCGUUCGUGAUCCCGUGGAGGAAAAAUAUAGAUUGAUGGGAAGGGAUUUUAAGUGCACAUUGGAGCUUUUCUUUGUGGGCUUAGCUAUGGCAGUAAGCUAUAUAUUACCAUAUAACAUCGAACACGCUGCUGUAUUGGCUUGUUGGAGCUUGCAACUCUAUGGAUGGAGCAGGCUAUCAGGUUAUUAUGACUUGGGUGCUUGGGAAGUGUUUGUGACAGUACCAGUGCAGGCCUUUCUGUAUUGCUUUUUUGCGGGAAUGAUGAGCAAGGAGAUGAGCAACAAUAAUCGUCUUUUGCUCUCUGCUUUGGCACUUGGCUUCUCAGUCAGUCUUUCUAUUUACCGUUUCCGCACCUAUACCCCUCCUCAAGUCCCAGAAGAAUAUGAUGUGCAACCUGAUUGUUAACUUCUCCACCCCACCCUAUUCAUGUAGUCACUGCCUGUCUUCACGACUCUUUAAUGGAAUACUAUACUCCGCAUACCUUUUAAAAUGCAACAUUUUGAAUUUUACACUAUUCACA